AUCAACAUGAGCCCCUCAUCGACCCCCAAGCCAGAACCCAGCUCCGACCUAACAGACCCCAAGUUCGACACUAUCAACACCCGCUUCCAACAGUACGACCUCUUCGGAGGAAAAUAUGAAGUGGAAGGGGAACCUAAGUCACUCUUCCGAAGCCGCUACAAUAGUAUCGAAGAGGAGCUAGCGAAUACACCGUACGCGUUCACUGCUGAUCGGUCGCUCGACAUAACUUUCAAGCCGUCUUUAGACGCGUCUCCAUCUAAAGAUAUAGAAGACGAUCGAUUUUUUAGAUUAGACGAUGAUCUAUUCGGACCGACAAUAGAUACGAGUAAAAGUGAGCCGGCGUUUACAGUGACUCAAUUAAUUCACGCACAGGACCGGUAUUUUGAUUUGUCGUCGCGACAGUCGGAUAGCCCGCGAGUGGUUGUUGAGGUUCGAAGUGCGCCGGGGUCGGCGAAAAGGGAUGAGGCUUUCAAGGUGCUGCCAGGGGAGGGUGUGAAGGCUGCGCCUGCGCCGGCGAAUCCUGUGGUGCCAACGGCGAAGCGGAAAAAAGAAUCAUCGUUUGCUAUAAUAGCAGAAACACCCGUCUCCUCCCGGCCCUCCAGCCCCCGGUCACUGCCCAUUGAGACCAGGACGGGAAGAGUCUCACCUUUUAAAGGCCGAGGCUUCAGAGAGGAGACGUCCCGCCACACCACCCCGCGCACGUCCGCGGCCAACUCCCGCGCCCCCUCCCCCGCGCGCCGCGCGCGCUCCCUCCCCCGCCCCGCCAACAUGGCCGCCGCCGUCGCCCCGCCCCCCCUCAGCCGCCCGCACUCCCCUCGCAACUUCCUCAAAGAAAACAUAGAAGAAGUCAGAGAACUUAGCGAGCUCAACAGAGAAAAACAUGAAGCUGAAGCGGAACAAAAGAGGAUAGAAGAAGAAGCGGCGAUACUCAAAGAAAUGGGAAUCUUAGACAAAAAUGCAAGCGCUGAAGUUAUCAAAAGCGUUGUUGGGUCUAGAACUACUUCCAGAUGCAGUUCACCGAAUAAAAUUAACUUGAAGAGCAGAUCGAGCUCUCCGGUUGCUAUUCUUCAUUAUGAGAACAUACCUGCUGAUAGUAAAGAGUUUGUUAACGGCACUGAUGGGCUUGCUAAACCUGUGACACAUAUGUCGAGAAGGACAGUGUCGCGGUCGCAGCCGCAGUCCAACAAUGGGUCCCCUCAGCAUUCUAAGAUCCCUAAGAGACAAAGCUCUGUGUCACCUAAAAGAGUGACCGUGCGCGAUUUCUCAAACUCAAGGAAACCUGUUGAAAGUACUUUGAACAGGAGUCAGAGGUAUAUGUCAAACAGUACAAGUAGUAUACACGAGACGAUAAGGAUUGGUGGAGGCGCUCAUGAUAAAAGGAACAUGAGCAAGAGCACUCAUCAUUUGAAUGUAACCCCAACAGUUAAAGGAAAGCCACCGAUUUCCCCCGGAAGGGGAGGACCACCUCCUUCAAACCGACUUAUCAAUGCUAAGAGAUUGUCGCCCAUCGUUGGGACUCCCAACAAAAGCCCCACGGAAGACCUGAAGCCAAGCUCUGCCAAAACGCCAAAACCUUCCCCUUUAGCCAAGAAACCAAUUAAAACUGCCGGUAAUACGCCUGCUACGUCUAGAUUGAAUUCUAGACAGCCCAGCAGAACUGUAAGCAGAGACCCCAGCCCGGAGAAAAGGCGACUCACCAAAGUCUCCAUUUCCUCUAGACCACCCUCCAGGCCAGCUCAGACUAAACCAGUGAAUAGGACAUCGAGCACACGAUUGACGCAGAAACCUAAUGUGACCAAACCUGAAGUAAAAAAACCUAUAAACAGGACAAGCAGUAUGAAAAGUUUAGUCAGAACACCAAGUACAAAAACACUAAAUGAGAAACCUCCCUUGGUUAAAAGGGAAAGUAAAAAAGAUAUCAAACCCAAAGCUCAAUCGACUCCAAAACUAAAUGAAGUUGGUAUAAAGAAAGACCCAGUGAGAGAAGAAACACUACGAAGUGCAAAAAGAGAACCAGCGAAAGUUGAAAAAGCUAAAUCAGCUAACAAAGAGAAAUUAAAAGAGAAGGUGGAUGAAACUAAAGUUGAACAAGCCGUAGCAAAUACUUCGAUGGAAAAAGAUGACGUUAAGUGUCAAGACAAUGAAACGCAAUAUGACAAGGUUGUGAAUGAAAAUGGUGAAAUUGUACUUUUAACGAAAAAGAGCGUGAUUUCAAUGACAACAGCGGCUAUAACUGCUCAGCCAUUAGAUGUUGUCACAAAAGUCACAAACCAAUUACCUGCUGCUUUCGAAAAAGCUAGAGAAAAAGGUAUUUUCGAAAGGCACAGUUCAAAAGACUCACUAGCACCUAAAGAUGAAGACAAAGAAAGGGAGAAAGAAAAAGACAUCGCUGAAGAAAGCAAAAUUACUGAAGAUAAGCCUGAAGAGAAAAAGGCAUCAAAGCCAGCUAAACCUGAGAAGAGUUCAAAUUACAUGGAUGAUAGUAUCAAAUUAAAACCUCUACUGCCACCUUAUUCUAACCCUCAAGUGGAACGAGUGAGACAAAAGAUAGAUAACAUCCUUAAAACACCAGAAGUUUCCACUGAAAAUAUACUAACCGCUGUUGCACUCGCUGAAAAAGAAGAUAAAAGCAAGGCUAAGAACAUCGCUGAUAAAACAAAAGAAGAAAUCAAAGAAGCUAAAACCGACAUCGCAACUAAAGCGGCAAAUGCUAAAGACGAAAUUGUUAAAGAAACUGACAAAGCAGUUACAGAGAUUCGUUCAGAAGCGAGUAAAAUUGUAGACAGUAUUAUAACACCAGUUGAAGAGCCUAAAGUCACAGAAAAGGUUGAAGAAGCCAAAAAGACAAUAGAACCUAUAGUAAUGGUUGUAAAUGAGAAGAAACCGGUUAACGAGGUUGUUGAAACUAUGAGCGGUACGCUAGUUAAAGGGGAACCAGAAGUGGAAGUGCAGAGUUCUAACUUGUCUUCUCCGGGGGUGAACAAGAUGGCGGUGCAAAACAAGAUGGCCGACGGAAACGAUUCGGACAAGUCGACGCACAGCAACGGCGGAUUCCCUCAAAGCACGAGCACCACCCCAAAACCUCCCGCGCGUGCGCACCGCCAAUCCCAAGACAAGCCACAGGAUGAAGACCCGAAGAAACCCACGAUCGGCUCCCGACUCCUGGGCAAGUGCCGCCAGUGCUGCCCUUGCGGCACGCCAGAGGACGAUGAUAAGAUGGAGGAGGGGAAAGGAGUUAUGAGUAAGCUGAACUGCUGUAAGAGGAAGAAGGAGGAAGAACAGAGGAUUAGAGAUGUGGAGAGAGCUGCGGGGAAGGCGGCAAUAGAAUUCGAAAACGAAACAAAACGCAAACGCAAACUCCGCGAUGUCAUCUGCUGCUGCGGCCGCCGACGCGUCAGCGACAGCAGCAUCUCUGGAGUCCCUUACAGCGUCAGCGAAGAUGUGGCGCAAACUGGGUGUUGUGGAAAGAGACGACCGGUGGUGGAGAGGCGAGACAGUAUACUCAGCGAUCGAGAGCCUGCCACAUGCUGCAACAAUCGGCUCUGCACGUGGUUGCGCGGGAUGUGUCGACGUCGCUCAGAACACUCUUCUAGCCGUAGGACCAGCUUAUUUUCCAAGAACAAGAGCUUAUCUCCCACUCUGCCACCUGAGGACACCCGAAAGAAACUGGAUCCAUCCCUGGUGGAACACACGAGUAUGAUGCGAGCUGCCAUCCCGGCGCUACCCAUCGUGUUGGCCUACUGGUGUCUUUUCUGCAACGUAGUCGUACCUGGAUUGGGGACGGUGUUCAGCGGGAUGUUCUGCCUGUGUUUCGGUAUCCCCAGGUUCGGGGCCCACGACGGCGCCAAACACAGGAUAGGUUCGUUCGUGAUCAACCUGCUGGUGGGAUGCGGGCAGUUGUUCACGGUCCUGUUCUGUCUGGUGGGGUGGGGCUGGUCCAUUUGGUGGGGGGUCAUCAUGGUCAGAGUGUCCCGUAAAUACCGGAAACUGAAAGCAGAGGCGGCGGAGGAAGAGGCUGAGGCGCCACCUGUCACCUCCAACAACCACACGGCGAGGGCCUAACGGACCACUAACUACUAAGAUACUACGUAUCCAAAAGAAGUUAGAAAUACACACUUACGUCUUUAUUUCUGCUGGUCCAAUUGUUCUCAAGUGGUUGCGAACUACUGGUCCCUGGAAGAACGUAAUUUGCAAGUGAAAAUACUCGUACCUAACUUCUUUCGAUUGGUCCAUUGCCACUAAAAGGUUAUGAAACCUCUGCCCAGAUCAGGGUACGUAGCCGAAUGGCACAAACGCUUACGAAACGAAACGCUCGUAGAUAUAUAUCUCGAUCGCUCUUGCGUAUUGGCGCGACGAGCCCCAGACUACCUUUCGCGGCGUUUCGUUUUCGCGUCGCAGAAAUACCAUUCGGCUACGGCACCUGGUCUGACCUUUUUUAGAGCAGAGGGAGGUAAACCACUCUCGAUACUCAAUAAAAUUAUUACCUAGAUAACUACUAAUAACUUUGACCAGAAUGAAAAGGUUAAGUACCUAAUCAUAAAAUGCCUGAUUAUACUGAAUGAGUAAUCUUUACAGACGCCAGAAACCAUGCAGAAUACGCAUUUGUUUCGAAACUUAACCUUUUGAUCGCCAGAAGACAAAGUAAUGCUCAGUAUAUAUGCCCUACCUACCCUCUGGACUCCAGUCGAUCGCUAGUAGGUAUUUAAGGAAAAUUAAAUUUCACGAAGGCUCGCGUAAGUCCCUAUAUAGGUCUGUUACAUUGUCGAAACUGACGGCUGCAAAACUUUCCGAUGACGGAAAAUCUGUGGCGGUCAAAAGGUUAAAAUUUUACUAAAGAUUGAACGAAAGACAACCAACGAAAACGUAUGUAGGAAAUAGAUACAAAUCUCUAAUGUUGUAUUAUUGAUGAGACGAGUCCCUACAUUUGAAUUUUUAAAUAAUUCGAUUCCAAUUUUAAACGGGACGAAUCUUGUAAAGUCUGCUGGUCAGACACUUUAUCGCAAAAGCGAUAUUUGUUUUGUAAAAUCAAAACUUCCAAUAAUGUUUUCCCGGCCAAUUUGUGGCCUUUUUAAUGCAUCGUAGAAAAGCACAAGAAAGCCCCAAGUGCUAAGUAUUAUACACGUAUGUUUAAGAUAGAUUAAACUUUUGUAUCUGACCAAAUUAACAUUUUUGAAUAUACCUGUAACUGCCGCCGAUGUAUUUGUACAACUUAUGCAAAAUAAUAAUUCGCUGUGGUGGAUUAGGUAAAGUCUUGAUAGCUCAGAUGGAAGUGCACUGGGCUAGUGAUCGAUUUGUCGGGGGUUCAAGUCCCACCCAAACCGGUUUCUUUUUCAGUUUUAUUUUAUAUCUAAUCUUUUUAGCAUCGUCUGCAGAAGUGCAGACGUUUUUGCGUGAUACAACAUUAAUUUAGUCUUGUUCAAAUAUAUUGGUGGAUAGUUUAUUAGGUACACGUAUAAUAUGUAGCGGACAAGUAAUGUAGCAAUUUUCUAAUUAAAAUAUAUGCAUAAAUUACUGACAAUAAGGGAUCAACCCUUCAUGUAACAACAAUUUAUUUGUAUCAAGUAAUACGUAUUAAAAAGUGACCCAUUUUGUUUAAUUUUCUUUUAUGAAAAUAACAGAACAAAGAAAAUUACCUUUUAACCGCUGGGUAUUUUUCUUAGUAGACCGUGUUCUUGUCGCCGCUACGAAGUUUUUUAUUAUUCACCACAAACUAAAGCGAAAUCAACUGAAUAUUGUAAGUCUUACAUACCAUAUGGUUAAAAGGUUAACGGAAAUAUGGAUCACUUUUUAAAUUCCAUAAGUUAGGUACUUACUUACGAAAGAAAUAACACAUACAUUAUUUAAAGUACUUAUAUUUAUUUAUAAACAAAAAACACAAAUUAAAUUAAGAUGUAAAUGUGAUUAUAUGGGACUAUUUCGAUAGUUUAAAAUUGGCAAAAUAUUUUAAUUUAUGUUGUCAAAUGAAUGAUGAUUUAUGUUGUCUUUAUAUAUAGUUCUUCCAAGAAAAUGAUAAUUAUAUCUUCCAAUUGCGAAAGGAAAUCAGUAUUCAAUAACCAUUUGCUUAUUUACUAGCAAAUGAGUUUUAACUGUAAAAAUGCGUGAUUUGACAACCUGUUAUGAAAAAUUAAGAUGUUGAUUUACAAAAAUAUUCUAAGUUAAGUUUGAAUAUAAUUCUAUAAUUAUAGUCGCUUAUGUACAACGAGUAAUCAAUAAAAAUUUACUUUGAUCAGUUUGUUUAUCUAUGAACAUUUCAAUUUGGCGCCAAAUGUACCUAUUGUUUUAAAGCUAUUCGAGGCUUAAUUUUUACAUCCUUGACUUUGUCAAGCUAUUUAAGAAAUACUUAAAGACGCACAAUUUUAAAUAGGUACUAACUGGAACAGCCUGAUACAAAAGAAAAUGGGUGGUUUUCAAUGCCUGUACAAUAGUUGUCAGAUUUUUUUUUCUAUGUCAUGGAAACCCAGCAAAACAAAUUCUUGCG
Molecule: messenger RNA, 6478 nt
Organism: Leguminivora glycinivorella
Lineage: Eukaryota; Metazoa; Arthropoda; Insecta; Lepidoptera; Tortricidae
Gene: stum
Product: protein stum
Exons: 10
Coding region: 7-4062 (1351 amino acids)
Biological process (GO): sensory perception of mechanical stimulus; taxis; proprioception
Cellular component (GO): sensory dendrite
Source: RefSeq, a predicted model, not a curated record